This is a messenger RNA of Cucumis sativus (cucumber), 3151 nucleotides long. Its product is annotated as pentatricopeptide repeat-containing protein At5g48910. Gene Ontology annotation, molecular function: RNA binding; zinc ion binding; protein binding. The transcript is spliced from 2 exons. Lineage: Eukaryota; Viridiplantae; Streptophyta; Magnoliopsida; Cucurbitales; Cucurbitaceae. Gene Ontology annotation, biological process: RNA modification. Bases 638 to 2638 code for a protein of 666 amino acids. The record is from RefSeq and is a predicted model, not a curated record.
AAAUCUAAUGGUGAUUUUAUUUAGAAAGCAAAAUUAUUAUGAAACAUAAACUGAAAAUUAACUUUCAUUUGGCCAAGGUUCACAACAUGAAUGGGGUAAAAUGAAUAGAGCUAGGGUUUUGCAUCAAAAUUAUUGAUAGAAUUCAAAAUUAUUGGAGUAUGAUUCAUGGUGUUAUUAAUUAGAUCCUAGAUUUAAGAUGUGAUUAGUCAAGUUAAUUAAUUUCUUGAAUAUUUAUGAACCUUGCUAAAUUGUUAAAAUUAAAGAUGUUGAUCAAGAUUUGUGUAACGUGCGGGUUAAACAAAAAAUGGAUUGAAAAGUGUUCUAUUUAAAAGAACUAAAAAUAUUGGGUUGAAAUUAAAUGAAUUAUGACUAAAAAGAAUUUUCUAAAAUUCUUAAGUUACAAAUCAAAUUCAUAAGUAAAUUGGUGAAUUAUAUAUAUUUUUCUCUUCAUAUUAUCAAAGAACUUCAUAAUUAUACAUGAAGAUAGAAACUUAGCAACUUCAAUUCUAAAGUUAAUUAACUCUUUCCACUUAAAUUAUCCGAGAAAUCCCAAAUUACCCAACGAACUUUCCAACGGUUAAUAUAAAUGAGUUUGGUUUGAUUCCCUUUCAUCAGCUGAGGGAAGAAGAAUCUAAGGAUGAGCUCAAUCUCCACCUCACACCUCCCUUCUCCUUUCAAACCAGUGGAUUUCUCGGCAGAGAAGAACAUUCCCACAUCAAAACUUCCACAAAAAACUGUUUUGAAGCUUUUCGACUCAAAAUCCAUCACUUCUUUGCAAUAUCUCACCCAACUUCAUGGCCUUGUAUUGCGUAGUGGUCAUUUCCAAGACCAUUACGUCUCCGGCGCGUUGCUCAAGUGUUAUGCAAAUCCCCAUUUCAGCAAUUUUGACUUUGCUUUGAAGGUAUUCUCCUCAAUCCCAAAUCCCAACGUUUUCAUUUGGAAUAUUGUGAUUAAAGGGUGUUUAGAGAACAACAAACUGUUUAAAGCUAUUUACUUCUAUGGUAGGAUGGUUAUUGAUGCUAGGCCCAAUAAAUUCACGUACCCAACUUUGUUUAAAGCUUGUUCUGUGGCACAAGCUGUACAAGAAGGGAGGCAAAUUCAUGGUCAUGUGGUGAAACAUGGGAUUGGUAGUGACGUGCAUAUCAAAAGUGCUGGAAUUCACAUGUAUGCCUCUUUUGGUAGAUUAGAGGAUGCAAGGAAAAUGUUUUACAGUGGGGAGUCCGAUGUUGUCUGUUGGAAUACAAUGAUUGAUGGGUACCUGAAAUGUGGGGUUCUUGAAGCUGCUAAAGGGUUGUUUGCUCAAAUGCCAGUAAAAAAUAUUGGCUCAUGGAAUGUGAUGAUCAAUGGUUUAGCUAAGGGUGGGAAUUUGGGAGAUGCAAGGAAGUUGUUCGAUGAAAUGAGUGAAAGAGACGAAAUUUCUUGGAGUUCUAUGGUAGAUGGUUACAUAUCAGCAGGUCGUUACAAAGAAGCAUUAGAGAUUUUCCAGCAAAUGCAAAGAGAGGAGACCAGGCCUGGAAGGUUCAUUUUGUCUAGUGUUCUAGCUGCUUGUUCAAAUAUUGGAGCCAUUGAUCAAGGGAGAUGGGUUCAUGCUUAUCUCAAGAGGAACUCCAUUAAAUUGGAUGCAGUGUUGGGGACUGCCUUAUUGGAUAUGUAUGCAAAAUGUGGUAGGCUGGACAUGGGAUGGGAGGUAUUUGAAGAAAUGAAAGAAAGAGAGAUCUUCACUUGGAAUGCCAUGAUUGGUGGGCUUGCUAUACAUGGAAGAGCAGAGGAUGCACUUGAGCUUUUCUCUAAGUUGCAGGAGGGGAGGAUGAAACCGAAUGGAAUCACACUGGUUGGUGUUCUUACUGCUUGUGCUCAUGCAGGUUUUGUUGACAAAGGCCUGAGAAUUUUCCAAACAAUGAGAGAGUUUUAUGGUGUUGAUCCUGAACUGGAACAUUAUGGAUGUAUGGUUGAUUUGCUAGGGAGGUCAGGGUUGUUUUCUGAAGCUGAGGAUUUGAUAAACUCAAUGCCAAUGAAACCCAAUGCAGCUGUUUGGGGAGCGCUCUUGGGUGCCUGCAGGAUUCAUGGAAAUUUCGAUUUGGCUGAAAGAGUGGGGAAGAUUUUGCUCGAAUUAGAGCCACAGAACAGUGGCCGGUAUGUGUUACUGUCAAAUAUAUAUGCAAAAGUAGGGAGGUUUGAUGAUGUUUCUAAAAUUAGAAAGUUGAUGAAGGAUAGGGGGAUAAAAACAGUGCCUGGUGUCAGCAUAGUUGAUUUAAAUGGUACAGUUCAUGAAUUCAAAAUGGGCGACGGAUCACAUCCACAAAUGAAAGAAAUUUAUAGGAAGCUAAAAAUAAUAAAAGAGAGGCUACAGAUGGCAGGACAUUCACCUGAUACAUCUCAAGUUUUAUUUGAUAUUGAUGAGGAAGAGAAGGAAACUGCAGUUAAUUACCAUAGUGAAAAGCUUGCAAUUGCUUUUGGAUUGAUUAAUACCUUGCCAGGUAAACGCAUACACAUAGUGAAGAACUUGAGGGUUUGUGACGAUUGUCAUUCAGCUACAAAGCUUAUUUCUCAAAUUUUUGAUCGAGAAAUAAUUGUGAGGGACCGUGUUCGUUAUCACCAUUUCAAAAAUGGAACUUGUUCAUGUAAAGAUUUUUGGUGAUCUAUGCUCUUCAAAAGGUGUACAUACUCAAUAUAUUGAGAAAGCAUCUUAAGCAAUAGAAGGCUAUAGUUGACAACUAAAAAUGCGAACCUAGUCAAGAUCAGUAGAAUAUAGGAAACCCGUGGAAUCAAGCUCUGAACGAUAAGGAGUUAUCCAGCUGACGGUUCAGAACUUCCCAAGUGCGUAAGGCUCAUUAGAGACAGGGCAGAGUACUAUACGUGCUCAUAAAUAUGGAGUGAAUGCUGUCUAUGAACUUUAGAGAUAGGGAAAUACAACAUGCUUCUUCUCCUCCUUCUCUUGUAGGCUGUAGCAUGGUCAUUUUACGAACGGUUUAGGUGCUACAAUAUUACACCACUAACGAGCACCGAUCCCGACCCUUACGUUAUUUUUCUGGAUCAUAGUGUAUGCAAAAGAUAGGAUGCCAAACUUAUUAGCCCACAAUCAUUGAGCUAAAGCUGUGCAAGAUAAAAAGAAAAGAAUUAAACCCAAUGAAGACAAGUUUUGGCACAAAAA